Messenger RNA from Prorocentrum cordatum, 996 nucleotides. Lineage: Eukaryota; Dinophyceae; Prorocentrales; Prorocentraceae. The record is from the annotation of a GenBank genome assembly.
AUGGUGCUCUGCGCUGCUCUCACCGAGAACCCCAAGGGGGGCUCGCACUACGGCAUCAGCGAGAAUAGCACCAGCGGAGCCUGGUGGGCAAAGAAGAUCCACGGGAUCAACAGGGACCACUGCAGGAGGUGCGGGCACCCCGUGGUGGUGCGCCACGCGCCGGUGAAGUGGGAGCCGUGGCAGGAGGACUUCUGCGCCGGCAAGCUGAGCAACCUGACCAGGAAGCCUUCUAUCGACCUGAAGCAGUGCCAGAAAAUGGAGAACCGGGAGGUGAGCGCCUGGGAGAAGAUGAGGAUGAUGAGGGACAUGUUGAACGUCCUUGGGUUCACCCACGUGCUCAUCCUGGACUGCGACGCGGUGAUGAAUCACAUGAGGCGGGACACCAUGUCCGAGAUGGCCCAGCUGCUGGAACAGGAGAGCAACCCGUCCAGGUCGAGGCAGAUUUUGCUCAUCAGCGAGGAUUGCCGCGGGGGCGACGGCCCAGACGGGAAGGGGACCGGGCUCAACGCCGGGAUGAUGUUUGCGAAGAACACCGGCCUCACCCGGCAGCUCUUCGCCGACAUGGCCAGGGCCAACAAGCUGGGGCCCGCGUGGUCGGGCCCUGGGCCUUGGUGCGCCACCCACGAGCGGGCUUGCCUGGAGAGCUGGCAGACCUGGAAGAAGCGCAGGAGUGACUCGGCGUACCCGGGCCUCAACAAGGCCAUCCUGAAGGCGUCCAGCCUCCAUUUCGGGAUGAACCCGUGCAUCUGGUUCGACUGCACGCUAGAAAAGUUCCCGAACAUCCCAAGAUACGAGCACUCCGAAUCGAGGCACCACGCGUGCCACCACUGCAACGGCCUCAGGGUGCCGCCCGGGAACCUGACCAAGGGCCGCUCCGUGGGCUGUUCCUCGAGGUGCGAUCUAGACGUGAACUCGUCGGAGAACGGCAUCGUCCACAUCAUGGGGGACUCCAGGUCCUACAUCGACUACCUCCUGCCCAUGCUGCCGCAUGACUGA